CAGGAGCUUUAAAAUAUUUGACACCAAUUUUUUAAUAUACGAGAUAAUGGUUAAACAUUCAAUAUUUUUUCUAAAAACAUCACGAAAGUUUACAAACUAUUUGAAUUGUCUCAUUAAAUUGUAACGUGGAAAAUUAUACCGCAUUAUAACCUCAAAAUGAGUAAUAAAACGAGCGGCGGAGGAGAUAUCGAUCCUGUGCAAGACGUACUCGCAGGUAGAAUUCGUGAGGUAGGAAAUCACGCUAUUUGGAGUUUGUCAAGCUGCAAACCUGGUUUUGGAGUUGAUCAAUUGCGCGACAAUAUUACCGAAACUUAUUGGCAAUCUGAUGGACAAUUGCCCCACCUUGUUAAUAUACAAUUCAGAAAAAAAACUGCUAUCCGUGAUAUUUGUAUAUUUACUGAUUAUAAACUUGACGAAAGUUAUACUCCAAGCAGGAUAAGCAUCAGAGCCGGAACAAAUUUCAAUGAUCUACAAGAAGUGGAAGUUAUGGACCUUAACGAACCCAGUGGAUGGGUCGUCAUACCUAUAAAAGAUAUAAGUGAUAGACCCAUAAGAACGUUUAUGAUUCAAAUAGCUGUUAUAAGUAAUCAUCAGAACGGGAGAGAUACUCAUAUGAGACAAAUCAAAGUCCACAGUCCAGCUCAAGAUAUUUUGGGACCACCGGCGCCUCACAUCCCUGGACAGUUUAUCACUAACGAAUUUCAACGAUACGCGACUAUAAGAUAAAAUUAUGAUGAAAUUUACACUCUAAUUCUCUGGGUUCAAUAUAUACUUCUUUCUUUUUCCAUAAAAACAGAAAAAUUUUGUUUAACCAAAAUUGUAGUUUAUUCAAUAAACAAUAAUUUUCCACAAA
Venturia canescens is the source of this 853-nucleotide messenger RNA. It is a transcript of the gene APC10, whose product is annotated as anaphase-promoting complex subunit 10. The record is from RefSeq and is a predicted model, not a curated record. The transcript has 4 exons. NCBI's taxonomy places the organism in Eukaryota, Metazoa, Arthropoda, Insecta, Hymenoptera, Ichneumonidae. Bases 157 to 726 code for a protein of 189 amino acids. Gene Ontology annotation, cellular component: anaphase-promoting complex. Gene Ontology annotation, biological process: anaphase-promoting complex-dependent catabolic process; protein K11-linked ubiquitination.